AUGAUAACAGAUGUAAAAAAUUCAAAUGUUAGUCGACAAGAAUUUAUUGAUUUACUUUGUCGAAUAACUAAAACAGAUGAAGAUAUGACAACGAAUACUAAUAAUAAUGGUAAUAAUAAUCAAAAUGAACCAGAAAUAACAAUUAUUGAUGAUACAUCAACAGUUGAAGAAGGUGAAAUAAUUACACUUGAUGAUGAUGCUAUUAUUAAUAAAAAAGAAAUUGAAGAUGGUGAAAUAACAGAAUCACAAGGAUCAGAUAAUGAUGAUGUUGAAGAACUUAAUCUACGUCUAAAUGCUUUACGAUCAUUAGCUGGUGCAAAAAAACAAAAAACUAAAAAAUUUAAAUCAAAACGAAAACGUUCGAAUGAUAAUAAUCGUUAUAUAAAAGAUGAUAUUGAUCUUCGUUCACCUAAUAAAGCUCGUUCAUCAUCACGAUAUACAAAUCAAACAUCAUAUAAUAAUGAUGAUCGAGAAUAUUUACUUGAUAAAGAUUAUCGACAUCCAAGUGUUUUUGAUAUGCUUCUUUCUCUUAUCUCACCUGACAAUAAUAAUAAUAAUUCUACAACUACUACAAAUAUCAAUAAUAAAAAACUUGUUGAUAAUUAUGAUAUUCAACAAAUGGAUAUUGUUGAUGAUCAUCCUAUAUCUGUAAUACAACCACCGUUACCUCCACUUCCACCACCACCACCACCAUUACCACCAAAUCAUUUACCAUUUUUUGAUCCAUUACCACCACUCCCACCUCCGCCACCAUCUUUAUUUGAUAUAUUUACGGCUAAUCAAACGUUUUCAUCAACAAAUUGGCCACGACCAAAUUUCGUUCAACAAACAUCAAUACCAACAAUUCAAAAUGAAUUAUGGCAAACAUCAUUUAAUCAUACAACUGAUGUUGAUCUUCGUCGUCAACCAAUAAAUAAUAAUCAACAUCAUCAUCAUCAUCAUCAUUCAAUAAAUCAAAUCAAUGAACAAUUAUUACAUAAAAAAUCACAACAACAACAACAACAACGACGAAAACGUUCAAAAAAAUUGCCAAAAAAACAUCAUCAUGAACGUGGAUCUUCAUCACCUAUUGUUAUUAUAAAUACAACAAAUCAAUAUGAAAAAAUACAAGAAAAAUCUCCAUUAUUAAUUGAAAAUCAUAAUAAUAAAGAUAAUGAGGAUGAUGAAGAAGAACGUUUAUUACGUGAAGAACUUUUACGUACAUUAUCAAAUAAACGUAAAGUUAAAAUAAUUGAAAAAACAAUUUUAGAACCAGAACGUAUUGUUACAAUAGUACCAUCAAAUUCUCUAUCAACAAUUAUACAAACAAAUUUAAAUUCAACACCUAUUGUUGUUAAUAAACCAAUUGAAAAAUCACAAUAUAGUAUUAAUCAACGAUAUAAACGUGUUAAAGCUAAUGUAUCAUCAACAAAUUUAGCAAAUAAAGUUGAAACACCAACACCAACAACUGUUGUUCGUGCUACACAACCAAUUAUUCAAACACGUAAUAAAAUUGUUCGUGUACCUGAAACUGAUAUUGAAAUUCCACAAUCAAAUCAAAUUAUAAUUACAUUUGAUGAUCAAACAACAGAUGAUGAUGAGCAACAACAACAACAACAAAUAGUUAAAAAAUCAAAUGAAUCAACAUAUGUAAUUGCUGAUGAAGAACGUCAAGCUAUUAAACGUUUACAACAACUUCAAGAAGAAUUUAUUCGACGAACUAAUACUAUUGAAUCAACAACUAAAAUAAUGUUGCAAAAAACUCAAACACCACCACCACCACCACCAUCGAAUGAUAUUAUUCAAGAAGCAAUACCAUCAACUGAUGAAUUAAGUGCUUUAUUAGAUAAACGUCGAAUGUUACUUAGCGAACGAUCUAAAUAUGGUGAAAUUCAAGAAAAAAUGAAAAAGAAAAAAUUAGAAAAUGGACUUUUAGCACGUGAUAUUGAAAGACUUGAAGAACAAUUAUUAACAAAAAAAACUCAAAUUACAAAUAACAAUGCACUUUUACAUUAUUGGCAAAAAGAAGCAAUGUCGAUUGCACAAAAUAUUAAACAACAAGAAGAUUUAAUUCUUCAAUCUGCUGUUUUUAAAUCCGUUAAACCAAUUUCCUCACCUAUCCCUAAAUCACGAGCAACGAUUGAAUUCGAUUAUGCUAAUAUUCUGAAAGUAUUCGAAGAAAACAGUACUCAAAUGCUUUUAUCAAUACUCAUUUGUCCAUUAAAUUUUUAUCGAAAAUUACGUCCAUAUCAUAUUUGGUUAAAUACCAUAUCGAAAAAAAUUCAACAGUUAUCAAAUGAAGAUAAUUCAUGUUUAUUAUUUCGAACACGUUCAUUUUCUACUCAAAAUAGUGAACAGUAUUGGAAAACAUGUUUACAAUCUUAUUUUAUUGAUAUUAAUCAUGUUCUUUGUCCAUAUGAACUUCAAGGUUCAUGUAAAGCUCAAAAUUGUAUUUAG
This is a messenger RNA of Rotaria sp. Silwood2, 2436 nucleotides long. The record is from the annotation of a GenBank genome assembly. Lineage: Eukaryota; Metazoa; Rotifera; Eurotatoria; Philodinida; Philodinidae.